AUGCUUUAUGUAUUACUGUAUACAGCUCUCGUUAAAAGCAUCUUAGCAUUAAUCAGUGACCUCAACUGCACACGCGUAGAUAUUAUGCCAAAUGCUAUGGUGAAAAUCGUGUAUACAGAAAAAGCUGUGAUUUGCGGAAACAAAUUACCUGACGCCUACUGUGAAAAAAUAAUGGACGCGAAGCAAGCGGGAAUGCCGGGAGCAGCGGCGGUCGCGGGUAUGGACACUGAGAGACCCGACCAUUGUUUCAAGGAUCCAAUGGCCGUUAGUCAGCAAAUAAAAGAGUUCACCACAAUGUGGUGUCCAAAAACGUGCGGUUGGUGUUGCCUCACUCCUGCGUGGAACUGUCAGAAUAAACUGUGUGAGUUUGACGUUUUCAACCAUCCGUCGUCAUGA
Molecule: messenger RNA, 396 nt
Organism: Strongylus vulgaris
Lineage: Eukaryota; Metazoa; Nematoda; Chromadorea; Rhabditida; Strongylidae
Source: the annotation of a GenBank genome assembly